Molecule: messenger RNA, 1790 nt
Organism: Vanessa atalanta (red admiral)
Lineage: Eukaryota; Metazoa; Arthropoda; Insecta; Lepidoptera; Nymphalidae
Product: cholinesterase 1-like
Exons: 3
Coding region: 64-1719 (551 amino acids)
Source: RefSeq, a predicted model, not a curated record
UUCAUGACCACUUCGGCAAUCUUCAGUCGCUGAGUGUUUGCGAUACAAAUCGGUAGUGUGAACAUGUAUUGGCUUGCAAUAUUUUCUUGUCUUUUAUAUUCAGUACUUUGCGCUGAUCCUGAAUCUCGCUUAGUGCAGCUGGAUCAGGGUCCCGUGCGUGGAUAUAAAGAUGUCAAUGAAGGUAUAUUUGUCUUCAGCAGUUUACCGUACGCCACAGCCCCGACUGGACGGGACAGAUUCAAGGCUCCUCUACAACCACCAACCUGGUCUGAACCGUUUGAAGCUGUGGAAAAGAAUAUUAAAUGCAUACAAGCCAAUUAUAUAAAUAUAACUGGCACAAAUUCUCAAGAAGAUUGUCUUAUUGCCAACAUUUACGUCCCAGAAAAAAUUGAUAGAAAACUUCCAGUCGUUGUUUACGUCCACGGCGGUGCUUAUAUUAUAGGUUGGGGAAGCUUAUUGGAACCCAAAAAUUUAGUUAAAAGCAACAAAGUUAUCGCGGUAACAUUUAACUACAGAUUAGGAGCACACGGAUUCCUUUGUCUAGGUACAAAAGAUGUGCCUGGUAAUGCUGGUAUGAAGGACCAAGUUGCAUUACUACGCUGGGUUAACAAAAAUAUUGCUAAAUUUGGCGGUAAUCCUGAUGAAGUCACAAUAGCAGGAUAUAGUGCCGGUUCUUCCGCGGUAGAUCUUCUAAUGAUAUCAAAAAUGGCACAAGGUUUAUUUAAAAGGGUUAUCCCAGAGAGUGGUGCAAAUACCGCAGCGUUUAGUAUCCAAUCCGAUCCCAUUAUGAACGCAAAGGAGUACGCAAAACUGAUUAAUUUCGAAAAUGUAGAAGACUUCAACGCUUUAGAAGAAUUUUACAAGACAGAAUCCAUUGAAGUAUUAAAUUCACCAAAUGUCAUGGAAAGGAAAGAUUCUACUUUUUUGAUGUCUCCAUGUGUGGAGCGUGAUGUAGGUCAAGAACGAUUUCUUGAUGAUAAUCCAGUUCAGAUAUUAAAGUCUGGUAACUAUAAAAAACUUCCCAUGUUGUACGGAUUUGCUGAAAUGGAAGGAUUAUUCCGCAUGCCUCUUUUUGAAGUUUGGAAGGAUCAGAUGAAUGUAAAAUUCUCAGAUUUUCUCCCGCACGAUUUAAAGUUCACUGAUGAAAAUGAAAAAGAACAAGUUGCAAACAAAAUUAAACAAUUUUACUUCGGUAAUAAAAUGGUAGGAGACGAAACGGUUCAAGGGUAUAUCGACUACUUCACAGAUAUUAUUUUUGCAUAUCCAACACUAAGAUCAAUAAAGAUGCACGUGGAAAAUGGAAAUAACCAAAUAUAUUUAUACGAGUACUCGUUUGUAGACCACAAUGGCCCAAUAAAUCCACAUACUAAUAUUCGUGGAGCAGAUCAUUGUUCUCAAACACAAGCCGUUUUAGAUGGACUUUGGACCGAAAAGGAUGAAAAAUUAAUUUCAUCCGACUAUAAGAAGAUUAAAUCAGUUGUAAGAGAAUUAUGGUUAAACUUUAUGACAACUGGAAAUCCAGUACCAGCUGAUUCUAAGCUACCAGCAUGGCAGCCAGUGGGUACGGAGUGGUCACCACAUAUGUCUAUCAAUAGAACUUUAGAAAUGAGAGGAUCUUUGUUGAAGAAAAGGACGUUAUUCUGGGAAGAAAUUUACGAUAAAUAUUAUCGUUUCCCAUUGAUACCAACAGAUCCUUUUUCCAAGAAAAUUGAGCUUUAAGGAUUCAGAGAUAUUGUAUCAAAAAAUCUUGACAAUAAAUUAAGUUGUCAAAAAAUAAAUAGGUAAUACGA